Molecule: messenger RNA, 1659 nt
Organism: Ascochyta rabiei
Lineage: Eukaryota; Fungi; Ascomycota; Dothideomycetes; Pleosporales; Didymellaceae
Exons: 1
Coding region: 1-1659 (552 amino acids)
Biological process (GO): DNA-templated transcription
Molecular function (GO): DNA binding; zinc ion binding
Source: RefSeq, a predicted model, not a curated record
AUGUUCACACCAGUGAGCCAAUUUCAGUGUUCCGAGAUUUCGCUGGCCAGCGAAUACACUGGACUGGCUCGAGACCUUAUCGCAGUGUGGCCUGCCCAAACCGAAAUCGACCGCAUCUGCCAGUUACCCCCUGAUCUUUCGAAACAUCUACACAUGUUAUUUCAGGCGCCUUCGCCUGCCUCGGAUAGUCCGCAACUCUGGUCCACGCAAGAGAUGCUACGACUACCACCGCCAGGCUCGCAUCCUGUUUUGAUAGCACAGAAGCUGCUCAUGCUAAGUAGUCUUUCGCAAGGAGCGCUCACAGUGUUUCCUGAAGCCCUUCGCGAUCACUAUGCGCAAAUAUCGCUCAAGGUUGUCGAAACCGCGUUUCGCCUCGUGACCACCAACGAAGAGCUGACUACUUCCGUUGAGGGCAUCGCAUGCAUCAUGAUCGAAGCCAUGAUUCGAAACCAUGCUGGAAAGCUUCAUCGCGCUUGGAUUUCACUGCGUCGUGCGAUAUCUAUUGCACAGUUGAUCGGUCUGCAUCGGAAUCAAAACUUGGCAUCCAACAGAUUCCUCGACCCUGGCACAAGAAGCAACUUUGAUGCUGAACAUAUGUGCCUUCAUAUGGUACAUAUGGAUCGCUACCUAUCACUUACCCUAGGGCUGCCAUAUUCCUCAUUAGAGUGCGCUGUCAGUGCAGCGUCACCAGCUGUUCAACCACUCGAUCGCCUGGCGCGUCUGCAGUGCGCCAUCGCAGAACGCAUAAUGAGACGAGAUGGAGACGAUAUCACAAAGGUGUUUGAGAUCGAUACGUCAUUGCGAAAAGCUAGCGACGAGAUGCCUCCUCAAUGGUGGCUGAUACCGAGCCUUGAGGAAAUCCGCAAAGGUGGACUUUAUCCAUUGCAGGAGACAAUGCGGAUCUGCUAUCAGUUAUCGCACUAUCAUCUUCUCAUUCGACUACACUUGCCUUGCCUAGUGUCAGGUGUGAGCAAACACAGUCACAGUAAGAUCGCAAUCGUCCACGCCAGCCGCGAGAUCCUUUCCCGUUUCAUCGCCUUUCGCGCGUGGACUCCUGGAGGGCUUUACUGCCGAAGCAUCGACUACCUUACCUUGAUUGCUCUGACAGCAAUGUGCGUUGCACGAAUCGAAGUACGAACGCACGCUGAUGCAUCUACAACGAGUUUCCUGGCGCAUACUCAUGUAAGCGAUCGCGGGUUGAUGGAGCGCACCCUCCAAAUCCUCAAAGACAUGGAGAACGAUGAGAUUGCUGCAAAGCUGUGCAUCAUAAUGCAACGCCUUCUGGAUGUUGAAGCAGAUGCAGCAACAGGUGUUGGAUAUAGCGCGGUCGUGACCAAGGGCGACGACACUGUAGCCGAGUGUGACGGAGAGCUCGUCGACAACGACGGCAGGCUUCAAGUUCACGUUCCGUACUUUGGUACCAUCAAGUUUCAGCCGAAGGUGCGAGGUACAACAGAGUCUGAGCUUGAGCGAUUGCUCCCUACACCCACUAAUGCGCCACCGAACGCUGCGGAGCAGCUAUUCACAGGAUGGGACGAGCAAUGGUUGCAGCCAUUGCCCGCAUUCGACGAUGACUGGACUCUACAGAAUAUCAACGGGAGCCUCUUUGGCAGCUUCUAUGGUGGCUUAGAUGGCGAGACUGUGUUGACACGAUAUUGA